CCUGAAGGAACCUGGGGCCAGAGAGUAGGAAGCGUGGGCAGCUCCCGGCUGCAUUAUGGCCGCCCCCGACUCUAUGGGUUCCCCAAGACCCGGAGGCGAGCCCAUCCUAAAAGAUGUUGUUGCUUAUGUUGAAGUAUGGUCAUCCAGUGGAGUAGAAAAUUAUUCAAAAACUUUUGUGAAUCAACUCCUGGGUAUGGGAGCAAAAGUUUCAAAAACUUUUAAUAGAAAUGUAACUCAUGUUAUAUUUAAGGAAGGAUAUCAAAGCACUUGGGACAAAGCACAGAAGUAUGGUGUAAAGCUUGUUUCAGUCCUGUGGGUUGAAAAAUGCAGGUUAGCUGGUGUACGUGUAGAUGAGUCUUUAUAUCCUGCAAUCAACACUAAAGAAGGUUUACCAAGUGUAAUUAAAAAAAAACGAAAGUGCAUGCAACCAAAAGACUUUAUUCCUCGAACACCAGAAAAUGAUAGAAGACUUCAAAAGAAAAUUGAGAAAAUGGCUAAUGAACUGAAUAUUCAAAAAACAGCCAUAGAUAAUGAUGUACCAGUUCUGUUGUUUGAAGCUGAUGGUUCAUUGAUAUAUAGCCCCACAGCUAAAAUUAAGGAUCAAUGUAAUGCAAUGGAAAAGAGACUACAAGAAAUGAAAGAUAAAAGGGAAAAUCUUUCCCCUACAUUUUCUCAAAUGCUUGCUCUUAAUUCAGACCCAUCUUCAUCUGGAACAUGUUUGAAUACAUCACUUAACACUUCACAUUCAGAUGAAUCCAUUUCUGAUGUUUUAAAUACUUCUUUUGAUGAUAUUUGGAGAAACUCUGAGAACAGGAAACAUAAAGUGGAAUCAGAAAAAUGCAUUCAAAAAGCUAAAGCUGAUGCAUGUCUUUCUUCACCUAUAUCAAAAACUGCAUCCAGUAGUCUCUUUGAUAGAGUAACUCCCCAACAAUCUAAGAGUAACCUUCCUGUAGAAAAAAGGAAUUUCCAAAGCACUUUGGUGACUGAAAUGCUCACUCCUGAAAAAAUACAAUUUGAAGAAAUAUCUAAGGAAAUAUUUAAUGAUUAUCUGUCCCCUUCUUUAGCUGUAGGAAAAAAACAGUUUGGGAAAAGUCCAGGUCCGACAAAUUCUUCAGAAAAACAAUUGAGAAGUUUAAUGCACUUAAAUUUUCCUUCAAAAGUCAAAUCAAGGAAAAAAAGAUAUACCAGUCGCAAAUUGCACCUAGAUAAGACUGAAAAUUUUUUAGAGUUGAUGACCAGCCCUGUAAAGAUAUCACCAGCCAGCAAAGAAGCAAUAUAUGAUGAUUAUUUUUCACCCACUAAUUUGAAAGAAGGGAAUUCAAGAAAUUGUACUUUUGAAUUUAAACAGAAAUUACAAAGCCCUCCACAUUUGAAGUACCAAAAAAGAGUCUAUAAGAAUAAAAAAAAAAGCAUAUUAGAAAAUACUGAUUUUCCCAGCGUUAGCAAAAAAAUGGAACUGAUUCUAGCAAGUGAUAAUUUAGUGGAAGACAACAGGCUCAAGAAACUUCCAAAUUGUGAAAGAAAUGUAAACUUGAAUUGCAGUUCAUACAGUGAAAUACCUGAUGUGAAAGAAACCGUAGAAUGUUGUAAUGAGAUUGAUUCUCAGAAAAGAGGAGGAAAUAUAACCAUAGAUGGAAAUAAAUGUCUGUAUACUAUUGAUGAAUCGGUUCUUAUGAGUGAAUGUAUGGAAACAGAACCUUAUGAUAAUUUAGUUGCUUUGGAAGGAGAUGCUAAAGAACACCUCAUCAGUAAGAAAGAAUUGAUUAUUCCCAUGAACGUACAAAAGAGAGAAAAUAUUAACUCUGAAAUGUUGAAUUCUUGUGAAAAAGAAAAACAAGAUCAUAACUUCAUUUUCAAAAGUGAUGCGGCUCUGAAGAUAUCAGUGAAAGAAAUGGAAAAUCCCUCCAGAUGUAUUCAAAGUGUUGAAAGUGGAAAAGUGAAGCUUGAUAUUUUAGAUGAAGUCUCUGAAGGCUUUAAAGACCAAAAGAUCAAAUCUCCAGAGGAAUUCAAAAAAACUAAAAAAGUCAGAAAGCCAACAAGAACAUUAGUCAUGACAAGCAUGCCCUCUGAGAAACAGAAUAUCAUCAUGCAGGUGGUGGACAAAUUGAAGGACUUUUCUUUUUCAUGUAAUGUAUGUGAAUCUACAACUCAUGUAGUUGCAGGGGAGCCUCGUCGAACUCUGAAUGUACUGUUGGGAAUUGCCCGUGGCUGCUGGAUUGUUUCUUAUGAAUGGGUACUGUGGUCUUUGGAGUUUGGCUAUUGGGUUUCAGAGGAGCCAUAUGAACUUUCAGACUACUUCCCUGCAGCUUCCAUAUGCCGGCUGCAGCGCCAUUUGUCAAUAGGACAGUACCAAGGAGACCUUUUUGCCAGUCAGCCAGUGAUGUUCAUAACUGCAGCCUGUGAACCUCCUUGUGCCAAGCUAAGGGAACUCGUGCAGCUAUGUGGAGGCCAAGUGUCCAGGAGCCCCGUAACAGCCAGUAUCUACAUUGGUCCAUAUAGAGGAAAGAAACAGCCAGAGAUCAAGUACUUGUCAGAAAAAUGGAUCCUAGAUUCAAUCUCUCAACACAAGAUCUGUCCCUAUGAAAAUUACCUAAUGCCAUAAGGAAAAAGAAGUCAUUCAGCAUUUAGAUGGCCAUUGGGAACAAUUUAUGAACUUUUUUUCACAUGUAAAUUAAAAUCAUAAAAUAAAAGUAUAGAACAAAUGAA
Antechinus flavipes (yellow-footed antechinus) is the source of this 2706-nucleotide messenger RNA. RefSeq names its product microcephalin 1 (gene MCPH1). Lineage: Eukaryota; Metazoa; Chordata; Mammalia; Dasyuromorphia; Dasyuridae. The transcript has 14 exons. The record is from RefSeq and is a predicted model, not a curated record. Bases 56 to 2602 code for a protein of 848 amino acids. Gene Ontology annotation, biological process: mitotic cell cycle; cerebral cortex development.